AUGGUCUCUCAACGUGAUAAAGAGCUUUUUAGAGAUGAUGUUCGUUCUCGAGGAACAAGGCUCAGUGCUGUCGAUCGCGAGAAAAUUUUGAACCCAUAUCUGCCAGAUCCAGCAGAUCUUCCAAGCCGGGCGCCUCAGCGGCGCAAAAAGAUUCCGCGGAAAACACCAAUACGAAGCUUUAUUAAAUCGCAGCUACAUCUACUUACUUAUGCCAUUCUUCAUGUUCUAUAUGGCAUUGUCAUUCGACUCUUCCAAAGCUACCAUGCUGUUGUGGAUCGGAUCUUUGCCAUCAUCUACUACCAUCACAGAACGCCACAGUUAAUUCGAAAGGAUGUGACGAGCUUGAAACGCCUCCCCGGGCAUUUGAGCGUCGUUCUGUCAUUGCGCAAGGAGGAUGACGCCUUAGCGAUCUUGAUGGAUGAAGUGGCAGAGCUUGCGGCUUGGACCUCCAGCAUCCCCACCCUUCAUCAUAUCAUGACCAGCAAGCUGUCCUCCUACUACGGUACCCCGGGGCAGCAACCAACUCUGCAGCUAUUUGCUCCUCAUCAUCCAAUAUUUAAACAGCCAGAAGGUGUGGCGUUGUCAAAUAAGGGAAAUCCCACUACUCUUACGGUGCUUCUCUUGUCUGCGACCGAUGGUCGGGAAACUUUUGUUGACUUGACCAAAACGUUGGCCGAAAUGUCCCAGAGUGGUAAACUAUUACCAGAACACAUAACUCUGGAACUGGUCGAUGCCGAAAUCAGCGAGAUUACCACACGGCCCACUACAACGGUGUCGGUUGACGGUGCCACGAGGGCCCCUAAUCAGCUUAUCUUGCCUGUGAAGCCUGAACCUGACCUUCUCCUAGUUUUUGGUCCGUUCUUGAAGCUGGAUGGAUACCCACCCUGGCAUAUUCGGCUUACAGAAAUGUUCUGUACUGGCGGUAGAAGUAGUGGGAUAGCGAUCGCCGACGAGGCCGUUGAAUAUCACGGGUUCCUCAGGGGCCUGUGGCAUUACGCCGGUGCUCAGAUGAGGUUCGGCCGAUGAAGGUAGCCCGCAAAUUUGUGGAUAAGACUUUGGUAUCAUGUACUCCAAUUAUUAGUUCAAUGAUACUUUUUAGUAUUGCAGCAAGCUGAAUAAUGAGACGUUGUCAUCCACACGCUAUUUCAGUACUUUAUAGUAGCCUGCAUAGUAAAGGUUGCAAUAUACUAAGUAGUGAUCCCAUUAAUCCCAUGUAAAUUAUAAUGCCUAUUAUCGCCGUCACCAGUAUGUGCACUUUGUCCAGGCUUGUAAUUUUGAAGGGAUGCGGAAUCUCUUGUUGACAAUGUUGAUGUAGGAUGACCGGCCGAGACUAUGUU
Messenger RNA from Aspergillus heteromorphus CBS 117.55, 1337 nucleotides. RefSeq names its product ditrans,polycis-polyprenyl diphosphate synthase. The transcript has 2 exons. NCBI's taxonomy places the organism in Eukaryota, Fungi, Ascomycota, Eurotiomycetes, Eurotiales, Aspergillaceae. Gene Ontology annotation, cellular component: dehydrodolichyl diphosphate synthase complex; endoplasmic reticulum membrane. Gene Ontology annotation, molecular function: ditrans,polycis-polyprenyl diphosphate synthase [(2E,6E)-farnesyl diphosphate specific] activity. The record is from RefSeq and is a predicted model, not a curated record. The coding region runs from base 1 to 1026 and encodes 341 amino acids.